AUGGCACGCCCGUGUUCUCGUGCCGUGUGCGGCCUUCGAGUUGGGCUGUUCGGGGUGACCGGUUUUGGCUUCAGUCGAAAAAGGCAUGAGGCCCGCUGCGUUGCAGCCGCUGCCCACGAAAUGCCCCCGGCCCCGGCGCCAAUCCACCCCGGCGUCCUUGAAGCUGCCAAGCUGCUUGUUCCCAAAGUAGACGUGGGCGUGGACGUGGAGAGACUACAAGAAAACGACUUGGUGCGUUUCUUGUAUUUUUCGCAGAAAGAGAUGGAGCGGCUGCUGGCGGCAGACCAAGCGAUAGCACACGAGGUCAUGGAUCUGGCCAUCGUCACGUGGAAGCCAGGGGGAGGGCCAGGUCCAUGGGAUCAGGGAAUCUUUGCCGAUAACCUCCCCAAAUACAUUGAUGUGGAUGAGAUGGUUGGGUUUGGGGAUGGUUUUAGAGCCAUCGCCGUGGAACGGUGCACAAAGCUGCAGCAGCUGGGCCCGCCGACUCACAAUAAGCGGGGCAGCCUACGGUGGCGGGUGAGCCUUGUGCUUUCCAAGAUAGCGCAUGGCGGUUUCACCUCCCGAUCAUCCUUGUGA
Messenger RNA from Symbiodinium natans, 576 nucleotides. Lineage: Eukaryota; Dinophyceae; Suessiales; Symbiodiniaceae. The record is from the annotation of a GenBank genome assembly.